AUGCUCAAUUCUAAUUCAUCCACUCUAGAAGAAGGACAUCAGCAGCAGCAGCAACAACAACAACAACAAAAUGAACAAAUAGUUCAUAUGGCUGUUGACGUUAUACAACAAUCAAUUGAUUUAAUAAAUAGAUUGAAUGAUAAGCAAUAUACUUUUAUUUCAAAGGUAAUGGCUGGCGGAACUAUUGGUAAACAUAUUAGACAUGUUUACGAUCAUUUCAAGUUAUUGUAUAAGCAACCUGAAGAUCUAUCGAUAGUAAACUAUGAUUUGCGAAAACCUAAUAAUCCGUCAGAAACAGAACGACGUAUUGCCAUAAAUAACCUUAAAGAGUUACAAAAAAAAAUUAAAGAACAAAGUUUCCUCGUUCCUUUAGAAAAAGAAUUGACUUUGUUAGCCGUUAUUGACUCAAAUGAUAAACAAAAAUAUACGUUUAAUUCAUCGUUUGGAAGAGAAUUAUUGUAUUGUUGCAUUCAUGCGAUUCAUCAUUAUGCCUCAAUCAAAGCUAUCUGUAUUGAACAAGAUAUAUCAAUGCCUUAUGAGUUUGGUAUGGCAUUUUCAACUUUACAAAGUUAA
Molecule: messenger RNA, 573 nt
Organism: Cokeromyces recurvatus
Lineage: Eukaryota; Fungi; Mucoromycota; Mucoromycetes; Mucorales; Mucoraceae
Exons: 4
Coding region: 1-573 (190 amino acids)
Source: RefSeq, a predicted model, not a curated record